This is a messenger RNA of Podarcis lilfordi (Lilford's wall lizard), 15063 nucleotides long. The record is from the annotation of a GenBank genome assembly. Lineage: Eukaryota; Metazoa; Chordata; Lepidosauria; Squamata; Lacertidae.
UGGACAUUCUGCUCAGGUGUAAACCUACAGGAGAAGAUCGGGGCAAGUGUCCACCUGUACUCACCGAGGCUCCCCAUGCGAUUUAGAACUCUACACAACUGAGAUCUGAAUUGGAGCCUCCUCAGAUCUCUGCCCUCCCUGAGCUGGAACCUAGAAGACACUCAUUCCUGCUCAAUGUGUAGGUUUUACAGCCGAGUUUUUGCUCAAGGUUUGUAUGACCUCUGGGCAGAGGGUGGAUGGUGUACCAACAACAGCCAUUGUUUAGUGUCUCCUUGGCCCAAUACUGGGUGCAGGCUCUCACAGCCAGAUCCGACAGAGGUGUUUCCUGGUUAUGGAAGAUCUGUGGAGCACAGCAGCUCCUGUGCUGAUGCUGCACCAAGGGUCCAGGUGGGCACAGUUGGGUCAGAUCAACUCCUCGAAACACAGCCACCCAGGUCUCAGUAGAUCAAAUUAUGGGUGAGUGUGGUCUUAUUAUGUAGUGAUGCAGCAUUAAACAGCAUCACACAAAGGCCAGUGAGCACAGCAGGUUCUUAAUUGUUCAACAAGGCAGAGAUGCCUUCAUCUUCCAUGGUAACUUAUCACUUCCCCAGUCUCUAUCUUACUCUGUCCAUGAUCAUUGAAAUUAGGGUGGCAUUAUCUCUCUCUCCUUGCCAUAGUCAUGCAGCCUACCUCCAUGCAUCAGUACACACCUUUCAGUGGGCAUUUUGGCUGUUGAGACAGCCACUACCUCUUCUGCUUCAUAAGGAGGUUGUUAGUGGUAUUGGAAAAACUAGUUAUGUGGCAAGUGACUCAGCCUUGUGGUCGGUGGAGGUAGACGUAGUGGUUUGGUUCUAAUUCCAAAUCCUUGUCUUGGCUCAUUAGUUCCCAAGAACCACCAGAACGUACCAGACUGCCCUCCGUAACAGCCACAAGAGCCACCCACAGAGUAUCUAUCGUGCCAUAUUUUGGUUCCAUCAAGACAAGAAGGGAAUGUCAGGGGACAGAGAGACGUAGAAGCGAAGUGUCUCAUCUGAUUGUCAUACCCCUACAGGUGUCUUCUGCAAUAUCACACCAAAAUAAGAUACAGUGGUACCUCUGGUUACAUACUUAAUUCGUUCCAGAGGUCCGUUCUUAACCUGAAACUGUUUUUAACCUGAAACACCACUUUAGCUAAUGGAGCCUCCCGCUGCCGCCGCACCACCGGAGCACGAUUUCUGUUCUCAUCCUGAAGCAAAGUUCUUAACCCGAGGUACUAUUUCUGGGUUAGCGGAGUCUGUAACCUGAAGCGUAUGUAACCUGAAGCGUAUGUAACCCGAGGUACCACUGUAACUCAAUAUUCAAAAGGCUGGAUACUACACGUCUAGUGUACCAGAGGUUAAGAGCACUGGGCGUAGAAAGCAGGGACUUGCACAGGAAUGAGUAUUAUCAUCCAAGCAAAGUCCCAAAGGAUAUUCCAGCUAAAAUCUCAAGGCUGUAUGGAGCAGUAGGAAGACUGGCAUGGGACCUCUCCAAACUUUGCCCUGAGAGUAAUCCGUUUCAGUUCUCCUUUUCUGAACGCGUGGGCUUUGGAGGAGGAGGACUUGUGUUGCUCAUCAUCAAUGACAUCACAGACACUACCCAAUAGUCAUCUUCCAAGCAACUCUCCUAAUCGCGAUGCAGAAAGAACUGCAAUUUUGAAGCAACCCCACAUUAUGAGCUGUUAGAGAAAGCAUAGUAUUUAAUUUUAUUAACAGAAUUUUAUACUGCUUAACUGUAAAUAAAAUACUGAAGUAGUUUGCCAAGAAUAUAAAAUAUACAUUUAAAAUGUCAAUAAAAACCAGUGUUAAAAACAAAAUAAAAUAAAAGCAUAAUGAAAUAAAACAACAGUUAAAAUUAUGUUCUAUAAGCUACAAUUGUGGAUAAAAAUGCAUGUUAGCUUUACAUGUUCUUUAAAUAGAAGCACUCCAUGGGAUGGGGAACAUCUGUACAGCUGCUUCACUAGUCUAUGACAUUGUCUUGCAACGAACUAGAGCAGAGCAGCUGCGGUCAAUUUUUCUUGCAAUAACUCCUGGCAAAGGUUUCGUUCACACUAGCUAGUGGUUCAUACCAGUUCAUACCAGAUAGCAUCCUGGGAUGGGCAGAUCAUCAGCUGGUUUGAACUGGUCUAAUAAAUAUGUUCUCCAUUAAAUAUCUGCAGCAACACUAUCAUAGUGUUUACACAUGUUGGUCCCAAAUGUUCUCAAAAGUGCUGACUUGAGCCUUUUGAGGAAAUCUUCUGCCCCCACACUUGACAACUACUCCACUAACUGGAGGGUCUUGUGAGGACAUCUGACAGCAACUUUCUAUAUUUUAGCACUCUGGCUGUGGCCAGCUGUGGGAGGAUAGAGGAUGGCUUCUUGGCCACACAGUGGUUUAAGGGCUUGUUGUUUCGAAUGUGGUCUUCUAGACAAGAGAGAAAAGGAAUUAAAGUUUACCAAUGUACAUAACAAGCCUCUUUAAAAAGUUGUCUCUAUAAUUAUCUAUGUACACUCGUGGGACAGGCAUUGAGGAAACAUCUCCUCAUGAACACGUUAGCAUAACCACAAGGUCCCUGUACAUCCUGUUUUGUUUUUCCUCUGGCUUAUUUGACUAAAAAUGAUUCACAUUACUACAAUCUGAGAAGCAAAUCAAUAUAGCUGUUCUGCUCCUUAUUUUGUAGUUAUCCAGCUCUUCAUAGACUCAUAGAAAUAUAUAGUGUUUAAAGGGACCCCGAUGGUCAUCUAGCCCAACCCCCUGCAAUGCAGGAAUCUCAACUAUUCAUGAAAACAUCCUUGUUGCCUAUUCCCUUUGAACAUGUUAUACCCCUCAAUUCCUACAUUCCCAUCAUGGGUCUCAUCCCACCAAAUUUUGGUAAUGCCUACCAGGUCAUAUUUGCCAUCCUGUUUUAAAAGCUCCAAUUCAUCUUGCUUGUUUCCCAUACUCUGUGCACGUGUUAUACAAGUUAUACAGUGCCUUUGGCUGACCCAGUCCCCUAUCUUUUGUUAUUUGCAUGAAACAGGGACAUGAAACCUGUGGCUCUCCAGAGGCUGUUGAAUUCAUCAUCCCUGACUAUUGACCAAGCUGACUGGGACCAGCAGUGGAUGGAGUAGUGGUGGGGUGGAGACACUUGUCUGACCUCCCAGCAGAUGAGUCGCUGCUGCUUACCAGGAGGAGGGUGAGGAUCAAGCUGGUUUGGUGCAAGAGCACCAGCAGAGCCACUGCAACACUCCUAUUAACUCAUAUGCACUGCACCACCCUCCCUGACACCUUGCCCUUCCCUUUAAGCAGCACCCAUUCACCUGCCAGGAGGUCAGGAAAGUACCUCUACCCCACUCCGCUGUCACUACUGGAUGUCAUGAGACCCGUGGAGACAUUGCAGAAAGGGUAGUCAGAUGAGGAUGAGGAAUGGGAAGAAUGCAGGGAAUUGGAGGAGGCUGACCCAAGGGACAAUCCUAGCAAGUUGAGGGAUGAGCACUUGGGACUGCACAGGACUUUGACCCAGGGAUGGUCCUAGUAAAUUGGGAGGUGGGAGGUGGUGAUCUGGAUUCAGGGGAAGGGUCUAGUGGCCUAGCAGAAGAACAGCCUGCCUCUAUGGUACUGGACACCCUAUGCACCUCAUCCCUCAAGGAAGACACCCAGGAAUACGUCUGACAGGGAGCCAGCUAUGUCCCUUCCACCUUUGUCUCCAAAGAAGCAUGGGAACAGUGCUGGUUCAAGCAAACCUUGCAUGUCCUGCCUGUGUGAAUAGCUGUGCACACCCCACUCUCAGAGGGAGCAUGUCAAGUGUUGGAUCAGUAGCUUAGUUGCACCUAGUCAUGUAUCAUAGUACUGUGUCAUGCCUUACCUGUGUGUAACCUGUAGACCCAUGGUGGAAUGCUGUACUGAAUUAAUCAACAGAACUUUCAAAACCUCCAGACGUGACAACAGUUCAAGUUCUGAGUUCAAGGGCAAGAGACAGGACACUGGCUGGGACCAAUGGGAUUUGGAUCCACACAACAUUUGGAAGGUAAAAGAUUUCCUAGCCUUGGUAUAAAAGAAUUACAAGUGUGUGACACUUAAGUAUUUAAGGCAAGGCCUUCCUACGAAGUAAAUAUGUUCUGAAGCCUAAUUUCCCAAAAAGAGAUUUGCCUAUGAAACCAUUACAUUUCACCAUAUGCUGAGAUCGUGGGAAAUGUCUUGUGACACUUGGUCAUAUGAUAUGAACAUCCUCUUGCUCUGAGGAUCUUUGGACACCCAUCAGUCAGUGGAAACAGUACAGGACAAACAGAAAUGUAUGGAUUUUGCCAAUAGGACUGAUAAAGGUAGGGCACUGGUUUUGACAAAUUUUCUCUUUGCAGGUGGGGUGAUGGAAAUGUUCCUUUCAAUUGGGGAAUAUUCAAAAUGUCUGGAUAAUUAUAAGUUCAGAUAAAUAGGAGUGGUGAUGAUGACAUGAAGUUCUAUGGAUGUGAAGGUCAAACUGAGAGAUCAGAUUCAUUAGGCAAUACAGAUCAGUAAGGUUGAGUUCGGGACACGGGUGGUGCUGUGGGUUAAACCACAGAGCCUAGGGCUUGCCGAUCAGAAGGUCGAAUCCCCACGACAGGGUGAGCUCCCAUUGCUCAGUCCCUGCUCCUGCCAACCUAGCAGUUCGAAAGCACGUCAAAGUGCAAGUAGAUAAAUAGGUACCGCUCCGGCGGGAAGGUAAACGGCGUUUCCGUGCGCUGCUCUGGUUCGCCAGAAGCGGCUUAGUCAUGCUGACCACAUGACCCGGAAGCUGUACGCCGGCUCCCUUGGCCAGUAAAGUGAGAUGAGCGCCACAACGCCAGAGUCGGUCACGACUGGACCUGAUGGUCAGGAGUCCCUUUACCUUUAAGGUUGAGUUGAGAGUUUGUGUUUAGAUAGAUCAUCCCAAAGGCCCAUCUGGUCCAGCAUCCUAUUCUCACAGUGGCCAACCAGAUCCUUGAGAAGCCUGCAUGCAGGACAUGAAUGCAACAGCACUCUUCCCCGCCCCCAUGAGUCCCAGCAACUGUCAUUGACAUUGCAGAAGGUGCAUAUCUUAUCUGCCAUGAACUUUUCUUAUUCCUUCUUAAAGAAAUCCAAGUGGGCUGCCUUUGCUACUUGCUGUACUAGCAAAUUCCAGUUCAACUACUGUAUGUGCUCUGUGAAGAAGUGAUUCCUAACCAGGCACUUCUGUGCAUCAAUGAUCUCUCUAUCGAUUCCAAGCAGUAGGAAAGCAGAUGUGGGGUUUUGUGUCUGUAGGCGAGCCUGCAAUACGUUCCUGGGUGUUGUUGUUGUUUACAACUUGGUGAUUUGCGUGUGUGUGUGUUUUUGCACUGCCAGUUCCCAGCACAGUAGAACCCAGAGCUUUAACCGCGUGCCAAUUCCACUCACGCCGUUGCGCCAAGAUCCCAUAGUAGGGCUGUUCAGCUUUGCAGCUGUGGUGUUGACUCAGUGCAAUUCAGAGUGGAAAAUGAAAUCCUGAGAUGAGAAGAAUUAGCAAGGGACAAACAGAGGCACCCAAGAACUUGCAAGUGGCCUUGUAAGUUGCAACAAGAGGCUGUUUUAGAGGAUAGAGACCCUUUGACUCAGCACUGUGGGCCAUGAAAGUCCAUCUCAUUCCCCUGGCUGUCGUGUCCUGCUGCUGCUGCUGCUGCUGCUGCUGCUGCCACCACCGCACAUUGCUGCUGGUAACUCCACUUUCAGAGAUGGAGGCGGCUGAGCAGGGAUUAGGAGAACAAGAGUGGCCUUUUACUCCUAGCUUUGCCCUUGGGGACAGGGGGUGUUCUGUGGUUUCUCUGCUCUGCAGUACUUAGCAGUUCCCCUCAAGUCAAAUGCCUUCCUGAGAGACAACGUGGCAACUGUUCACAUGGCAGCAGCAAUCUGUCAGGGUUAGAAAGGGUAUGCCAAGAGCGAAGCGGGAUAGCUCUCUGCCACAUCUUGGAUGCAGCGAUACUCUUCAUCUGUAGCAGCCUUCCUCCUCCCCACUCUUCAGCAGUCUGACUCAGCAAGCACUUCAGUUAAAGCCAGUCAGCUACAACCUCCCCCCACCACCACCACCGCCAACUACAUUUUUACAAUUCUGUUGUAAAGUGAGCCCCUUGCAGAUUACCUUUUCGCUGGAGACUCUGACAGGAUGCAUUUUAUAUACCCUUGCUGAAGAAAAACAGAAUCUUAAGUACUGAAUUGGACCAAGCAGCUCUUUUUGUUCCCCAUAAUACUGUUGUGAGGUUUGGACAGGAGGCGGUCAGCCUGCAUGAUGCCAGAAUCCCUUGUGAUCCUGGAAUCCUAGGUCCAGCAAGGGCUAAAAUCUAAUGUAGGAUUCCAUUGUUGAAUUAGCCAAGGAUUCUCAUUACUAUUUAUGUGAGUACUGUACAGUCCUUAGUAUGACAAGUGAAGUUUCUCCGUGUCAGAGGGCAAAUGGAUGGGGCCUUCUUCCUCACCUUGCUGGUAGUGAGAAAGACAAAAGCCACUUGUGUGAGAGAGAGCUGGAAGGAGGCUGCUGGCAGAAACCAGAGAUUGAUUUCUGCUUGAUUUCUGCUUGAAUCCAAGGCUGUGACUAUGGGAGAAGCAAGAGCCCCUUGGAGUGUUAAUGCUGUGAUCUGCAUCGUAGGCUCAGGUUAUAUAUAUGUGUAAAUAAACCAUAUAUCAUAAAGACACUACAGUCUCCGCUUUCCCUCUUUCCAAGGAAACCGAGCCCUGAACCCCCUAGAAUUCCACACUGCUUGGAGAUUGGGGUGGCAAACAAGACUUAAUGCAACUCUAACCUAACAGCUGCCAUCCCAUCUGGCUUCCUGAACUGUUUCUAUGCCAGCUGGUUGUUAUAAGAACCGUAACUUUCAAGACCUGGAGGCUGAGCUUGCUUUUUCCCCAUCCUGUUUUCUUUGGGGAUCUUUAUAAAGCUGCUCCAGGAGGCACUUCAGCUAAAGAGUGCUUUAAAGACACAACCAACUAAUUAAAUACAUCCAGGUUUAGGCCUCAAAGCUGUACUGCUGUAAGAUUUUCCUUCAAGUGACUAUUACAAGAUCCUGUAGAGGAGCUAUCUCAGGCCUUAAUCAUGAGUCUUUCCUGACCCGCCCCCCCCCCCCAGUUUUGAUGCAACAUUUUCCCAGGUGGGACUCUUCAGACACCCUUUUAUUGCACUUUCAUGAUUAUAUGUGCUCAUGAUGCUAAUGGGGAGCUCACACAUGAACUAUCACUACUGUUUGUGCCUGCAAAAGUUUGGUCACAUUGCUUUAUUCCCAAUCUGUGCAUAUCCUGUAACCUCCUGUUGGAAUCCCAUAUUUAUUAUACCACAAAUGUUCUUUUUAUUUUUGUUCCACUUUUGUUGCACUAUAACCCCUCCAGACAGCAAUAAUGUGGCAGCGUAGGGAAAGCAUUGCAGAACAAACUAAAAUAGAAUAAACCCACCACUAACGUGGCAUUGCAAUAUCAAGAGCCAACUACCUGGCAGCCUGUCCAAAGCUAGCAGAUCCCAGCAUCCCUUAAUCUCAUUGUUUGCAAAACAGGGCAGAGCUUGAAUUACCAAAGAACAAAAGUGAAAAGAUGGAGCUGGUAAAGUAGGAAAGACAAUGGGUACACCCAGACUAUACCUUUAAAGCAUAUUCAAUGCACAUGUAGAGCACAUGACUUCCCCCAAAUAACCCUACAGUUCCCAUAUUUCUCUGGUGAAAGCCAGAGGUAUAGUGUGGGUCUGGCCAAUGUGAGCAUUAUGGAAGAAUCGAGGAAGUAUUGAACUCGGCUGACAUGGUCUGGCACAUUUCUGUCGUGUGACUGUUGGUUGCUGCUGAUUAUCCCCCAACCCCCCAGGACAAGAGUAUGCACAGAACUACAGCAGGAAUUAGGUUGUGGCUAGAGGCUGUUGGAACAGAGUCAGAGUUCCUCUUUGAAGAUCUUAUCCUCUGGCUUAGAGUUUUCUUUCUGAAAUAAAGCAGAACAAAAGGAACCACGUCAACAUCAUGAUUUUUAGUGGAAAGAUGAACUGGGAGUGGAGACACUUGAGAUCCUGAAAGAGCACUUGGUGUCUCUCGCUGUGCGUAGAACCAUAGAACUGUAGAGUUACCCUGAGAGCCAUCUAGUCCAAGCCCCUGCAAUGCAGGAAUCAUUUGCCCAACGUGGGGCUCGAACCCACAAGCCCGAGAUCAAGAGUGUCAUGCUCUACCAACUGAGCCACAUUAAUAUGGGGGCUAAUCUCUUAUACCAUUUUAGUUUUCCUACCAUCACUCAAACAAGACCUCUGAAGGCAGGAAAUCUCUGUUGCACAUAUAUAUUCUGCUGUAAUUGUAUAAAAUUUUAUUGUAUCGCUGUAUUUACCUGUUAUCUGCUAGUUACUGUAGGAAAUCUGGAGUGCAUAUGCCUAUAAUAUUAUACAUAUAAUGAGUAUUUCAUGUGAUCUUUUUCAUAUUUUUAGCAGAACAAGGAGGUAGGGGACUCGCUUCGCAUCAAGAUUAAAGAGCAAGACAGGAAUUAGGAGGAGAAAAAUCUGUGCAGAUAAACUCGGCACCGAGAUAUUCUGAAGAUCCAUUCCCUAGUGGAUCUCUUCUGUCUCCACAACAGCAGCAGGCCGUAUAAUUCCUAAGGUUUGCUUUUUAAGGAAAUGAGGCAGAGUUGCUUUUGCCAGUUCCCAAACUUUCCCCCAUCAUCUGGAGUCCCUGUGCCCUGACUCUUGCAUGUAUAUUCCACCACAAUUCCCCAGUUUUCCAUGAGUCCAAAACCUCCUUACCCAAAUCCUGGAAAAACAAAAAUAAAACAACGGAACUAAACAUUUCCAUUGCGGGGGGGCGGGAGGGGGGAGGAGAAAAAUCAAGCUGUGUAGCCAGAGGAGAAAACAUACAAACUGAAUGUAAUUGUUCACAUUUGUUCCAUUUGCAUAAUUUAUUCCAAUCCUAUAAUUUCAGAUUUAAGAAAUUAUUUUUAGCACAGAUCUCUAAAUCUUUUGAGACUGCACAACUUUUCAGAAGGAGAAAUUAUUCUACUUCCAUGAUAGACUGAGCUACACAGAGAUAGUUUCUACAUGGACACUUUUUCUUAGGGAAGCGAUAGAGAAGAUUUCACAAGCACUCAAGAGGAUGUGUAUUGUGACUCUGAACUGGCUCAGGGGAAGCUAUGGAUGGUUAUGCUUGAUCACUGAUGCAAUAGCACUGCUAUGACCCACUAAUAAUUCAGAACUAUGUUGACAGUUGGGGAUGCACACAGUACCUGCUAUGUCAGAAAUGAUCUGCAUUAUUUAGGAUGAGUUAAAUGCAUCUUUGCAUUUAGACUUCAUGAUUUUAAAGGCACUGGGAGGGCUGACAGUUAUCAGAAUUUCACCUGGUAGGGAUGAGUGGGUUUAACCCUUUCCUCCCCAGGUGUAGCCCUGAUGAAAAUAGCCCCUUGUUAUUUACAUUGGAAGGAAAUCCUCCAUAUGCACCAAUAAGAGACCUUAGCAUUCCAGGAAAAUGUUAAACACCUCCAUCACCACUACUGGCUGUCUUGAUAAUCAUUAAUCCUCUUUGCCCCCCAUUGACUGAUAUUUCCUUCUUCUUUUUUUAAGGUGUAAAGAUACACUUAAUAUCACAUCUAGUUUGGUCCUCUGUUUAUUAUUUAGGUGCAAAAGCAUUGCUCUGAAACACUACCAGCUGUGUCAGGUAUAAAACUAGACAUCAGAUUGAAGUGAAAAAGUGGGUACAACAUUUCCAUGGGGUGGGGUUGAUAAUGGAGCAGAAAGCUGUGAUUGGUCAGCCCAGUUGUCAUCCUGUGCACUCACCAAUUCCUUUCUCCGUAAGAAACCAUUGCAAAAACCCUUUACAGUCUCCAGGGAGACUUCAUCCACGGAUAGCACCUCCUGCUCCUCAUCUGGAGUGUGGAAUGCAGCCAGUGCAGGCAGCUGAGACUUCUUCAGGUGAAAAUAAGACAUAACCCUGUCAUUGCCCUUUGCACGGACGUCCACUGAGAUAAAAAGAAUCUUCAAGGAGGCAAUAGGAAAGGCGUAGAGAUAUUUUAGAAUGCUCACACAGGCAAAUGAAUGUUAUCACGCAGAUUAUGAGAGCUCAGAGGAGCUCCAAUAACCUAGAUAUUUGCAAACUGUUGGCCUACGGGUCAGAUCUCGCCCCCGCAACCAUGUUUCAUGGCCCAUCAGACACACAGCAGUAAUAUCAUGGAGCUGGGCUAGACAUGGAGAUUCAAACCUCACCAGUCAACCCAGUGGCAGGAAGUAGAGGAAAUCACAUACUCUCUGCUUUUCAGAUCUGAAGAGCAGAGAGGGCAGGUAACACUGGGGGUUCUGGUCUGCCCAGAGGGGUUUAGACCUUUCUGUGAAGCACCACAAUGAAGGGAAUACCAUUGUGUGCAUCUGUAGUCAGAAUCAGCUUUGGGUACUAUGCACCUUGACUUGAGGAAUGGUAUGUGUGUAUGUGUGUGUUGCUGUUUUGCCUUGAGCAGCAAAAUGGGCCAGCCUUGCAGUCUCUUCUAACUGAAAAUAGCAAACCUGAAUUAGCAGAGGGGACAGAGGAAUGAGAGGCAAGGCCAACUGACAAGGGGGGGUCUGGGCAAUUAAAAGUGGGGAAUGACCAUCCUUUUUAUGCGGCAUUUCUUAUGAUUUGUGCUCAUAAUAGUAUCAUCUGCAAAAACAAAAAGUCUAGAGUGGCCCUAUAUCACUUCCCAUCCCAAAGUCAUGCAUUUCCAUCUACCUUUACUCACAUAGAAAAGAUAAACGCUUCUGUGUCAUGCCACCCUAUUCUGUUCUUCAUUUAAAUCUCCAUCGGGAAUUUUCCCCACCUCUACCUGGAGAAGCCAGAGACUGAAUCUGAGACCCUGUGCAUGCAAAGCAUUUGCUCAAUCUCUGAGCUUCCCCACAUUUGUAUUUUGUAUGCAAAUAAUAAUAACAAGAGAUGGGAAAGCAUGGUUUGGGGGAUGGGAUGGGUAGGGGAGAGUGACUCAGAGCUGUGUGUUCCCCAUGUUUGAUUCUAGCUAGACUAUGCAGACCAGACAGUUAUGAAGCUCUGUCUUUAAUAUGGGUUCCGCAUAAUAGCGCCAUGGACUUUAGGCAAAGAUUGUUGGACCUGCUCCUGCCCAAACACCAGCCUUUGAUCCUGCAUGUCUCAGAAGUCUUUUCACCUAUUAAAACAACAUUUGUGUAGAAGAUGUUUGGAACUGAAAAGCUGGGGGAAAGAAUUCACAUGAGAUCACCUACAGGUUUCUGAAGCCCCUGGUGUUUAGGUCAGUAAUUUAAACAGAAGCAACAAAGAAACCUCUACGACAUUAUAAGCUCUGAAAUUCUGACUCAGUGUCCUCAGCGCAGUUCACCUGGCAUGUCCGAGGGAGGGUUGUGCUGCCAUUUGAAGAAAGUUCUUCAGGCAUAUGGAAUAUUCAGAGACAUCAGGAGGUGGCCAAUGGAACAGGAGCAGCAGUGCCAUUGGCCACUCCAAGUUCUUUUCCAGAGUUGAACUGUGACUCAGAUAUAUAAUAAAAAUGGAAGCUGGCCAUCAGCAAAGGAAAUGGAUCCCAAAAGUCUUUUGAAAUACAUAGCAUUUCUACUUUGGCAAGUGACUACUAGUAUUAAACCAAAAGUUCCGUAAUGAGUUUUCAUGUAUUCUACAAAGUUAUUUUCAAUUCUAAUCUCAUAUCUCCAUGACUGUUCUCCUGGGCUACAUCCACACCAGACAUUAAAAGCACUCUCAUACCACUUUACCAGUCUUGCCUUCCUCCAAAGCACCCUGGGAACUGCAAUUUGUUAAGGUUACUGAGAAUUGUAAAGAAAGAGGCUCCUAUUCCCUUCACAGAGCUGCAAUUCCCAGCGUUCCCUGGGAAGAGGGAUUGAUUGUUAAACCACUCUGGGAAUUGUAAUUCUGUGUGGGGAAUAGGGGUUUCCAAACAACUCUCAUCACACUUAAGAAAUUACAAUCCCCAGGAUGCUUUGGGAGAAGCCAACACUGUUAAAGUGGUAUAAUAGUGCUUUAAAGGUAUAGAUGUGGCCCAUAUCUCCUGUUGCCACUGUCCAUUCCCUUGCUGCCACCCCUGGGCUCAGUUGGCAUGAUUUCCUGAGCAGGGGGGUGGGGAGAACAAAGUGUGAGGAAUUUAGUUCCUUCUCCUUUUCAUUGCUCACCUGCUGCUACUGGGGAGUGAGUCUUGGCAAGUGCUUGUUGAUGUCAACCCCAGCGGCGUAGCUAGCCGCUCGGGUGCCUGGUGCAGGGGCGUGUCCUGUAGCCGGGAGCAGGGCAAGCCGCCCAUGGGGCCAGACAAGCCUCUCCGAUGCUUGGAGCCUCUCUGCCGCUUCCCCCUCAGCUGUAGGACGGCUGAGGGAGAAGCAGUAGGCAGGGGUAAGUCCCAUGCUGCCAUUUCAGGCAGCAUAGAACCCGCAGGUGCCUAAGCCACCGCGUCACUCCUAAAAAGUUUUGUGAGCCCAAUUUUUAAUUUUUAAACUCAUUUUGUCACCCACCCGGUAAUGACACCCGGUGUGGACUGCACCCCUCGCACCCCCUUCUUCCGCCACUGGUCAACCCCGCUUUAGACCGUAGUGUGCCCAAUCAUAAAUUACUGCUUCUGUCUGGAAGGAUCAAAAAAACAACAACAACCCUUGCACCCCAAGUUGCCUCAAACUUACCUUCCCUUGGAAGAGAACUGCUGCUUCACGAUAGUUGUCCAUCAUCUCCACAUGCUUUGGGGAUGACUUGUCAGUGAACAAGAGAAGGUGGGUCUGAAUGGUACUAUUAAAGAGACCUACUGCAGUCUGUCAAUAUAUCAGAGAUGGAGAAAUAUGUUGAUUAGGGAAUGUGAGAUUUGAGGCACUCUUGGAGCACCAAGCCCUAAAACCUAGAACACUGAAAACGUAAGGCUAGCCCUCAGAAUCAUGACAAUGCUCCCUCGAGUUUGUAUCCAAAUGAAAGAGGAUAAUGCAAUGGAUUAAAAGCAGAGAGGUAAAGAGCAGAGGUGAUUUACAUUUCAGGAUGAAGUAGAGCUGGACCAAGGUGGUGCAGUUGAAUCUGCACAAAGUUCAGGCAAGUCCAGCUAAGAUGGUUAGUAAGAUAGGUGUUACUUGAUUUGUCAGAACAUUGAUCAGUUUUGCUCUGAUUAAUCUAUUUAUCAACCCUCAACUGUUUUCCUCUUUGUGUCUGCGCAUUGUAUUUGUUAAACUGGCAAAAAAACAAAAACCCACAAAUUAGAAGAAUUCACAGGUGUGCUCUUUUUAGAACUGCUGGAUUCAGACAUAGGCCAAUAGAUGCUUGAAUUCAAGCAAAAGAAGAGGCAUCUCAACACUCUUCUUCAAACAACAAACAGGUGGAUAAGUCAGUACAGGACUGUGCUAUUGGCUGCAGCCCACCCCCAGCCCUCAAUGGCUGCAUACUGAGCUUGACGUCUGCAAAAGGGAAGCAUAGGCAAUUGGUAAGCAUUUGUUAUACAUAAACAAUUUCUAAGGUCAAGCCACAUUAACCAACAUCCUCCUUUCCUAUUUUUGACUUCUCCUAUUUAUAUUUUGUUUGUAUGUUACUAUAAUUUUUCAAAACAGUAAUAAAACUUCUCUCUCUCUCUCUCUCUCUCUCUCUCUCUCUCUGUGUGUGUGUGUGUGUGUGUGUGUUUAAGAGUUGCUUGUAAGAGAAUAUGUUUCAGGUGAGGAUUUGGAAACUCAAGAUUUUCUCAAAAACACAAAUCCAGGACCCAAAUUGAUGGUGGAAUUAAAUAUUUAGUUCCUAAGGGGUGUGUGUGCCUUUUGUUGUAUUUGUGUUGUUGUUUAACCUGUAAGAAUAAAAGCAAUUAAACAUCAUUAUUUUUCAAGGAAGUCAAUAUUUUUUAAAAAGACAAAAGCUUGAUAUUUUAAAUCAAGGUCCUCUCCAGAUGGAGGAUGAUGAUGGUGGUGAUAGUUGCUGUGUAUUCUGCAACAGGAUAUUGACCUUGACACAACAACAGUGGUGGAUUUAUUCUGAUUUUGUUUGUUUUGAGAUGCAUCCCCUAUGCUACCACAUUAUUGCUGUCCAAGUGCUUAUAUCGCAAGAAAAGCCAGACAAAAAUACACCGGAACAUUUGUGGUAUUAAAAAUUAUGAGAUUUUGGCAGGAAAUUAAGGGGUGUGGAAGUGAAGCAGGGUUACCACCCUAAAACUUUUGCAAGCACAAACAGUAUUGAAGGUAAGGCCUCAUGUGACAGUUAUUAGCAUCAGGAGCAUAGAACAAGAAUAUAUCGAGGGCGUGGGCUUAUUUGUUUGCUUGUUCGUUUGCAUUUAACAAAGUUGAUUCUCUACAGUUCACAUUUGAGAUUGCAGAUCCCAGUUGUCCUUUUAAUGUUCAUCAAUGUUAUGUCUUUGUGUUUGCCCUAAAGGUUGCUGGCUGCCCUGUCAAACACAGCUUUUAAGAUCUUCAGCUCAGUCCAUUACCUCUUUAACUGGAAGGAUGCCCAACUGAGUUCAAUGGGACUUACUCCCAGCAUGCGAGAAUGCAGCCCUCACUGCUCCAUUUCCAUGUAUUUUAUUUACCACUCUGCAUGUAUGCUUUUUAAUCACCAUGGAAUUCUAUGCUUCCUCUUUUUAAAAAAACUUAUGUGAGUCUUUAUUCUAAACGUGAUAUAUACCACCAUUUGGCUUAAGCUGCUUCUCUGAGUCAGACUGCAAACCUUAAGAAGCGAAGGAUGGAAAAUCCUGUGGAAGUGUUACCACUGCAAUGGCAACCAAGAAAACACACACACACAGACACACACACACACACACAAGUACACCUUUCUGAUGCUAUCAUUCCCAUUUAGAAAAACAUAGCAGAAGCCUGGAAAACAUUUCAACACCGAUCUGAACUGUGUUUGAAAGCCACAAGUCCAAGCAGACUGGAUGCUAACAACAUGGAAAGUAGACCGGGAACUCUCCAUAUAUCACUGGGAAUGACUGAGCUGCACACACUAGCCCUCUGUGAAGAGCCUCAAGUCACCUGGUAUUGCCAAUGGGCUCCUCACAUAGUUUCCUGUCGGCGGAUAAUUUGUCAUCUGACUUUUUCCUUCCCCUUGCACUUUCCCCCCACCCUUCUCCCACAAGCCAAACAAGGGCCUGUGGACAACCUACAGCUGACCUGCCGCCUCCCUGUGCGCUACACCCACCCACAGGGAGAUUGGCAAGAUGGGGGGUGGGGGUUGAGAGAGGCUCUGUGUCAAUAAAAAGAAG